GGCUGCCGGGAAAUUGUAGUUCUUGGGGGUGCCGGAAGUCUGCAGCGCCUGCGCGGAGGAGCUCGGCCGGCGACCCCGUGCGUGGCAGGAAGCGGAAGGGGGCCGGUAGGGCUCGAGCACUGACGUGUCUCUCGGAGUGAGCAGGCGUCUCCGCCCGGCCUCGGCUCCCUCUUUGGACACCAAAAGCGGCCGCGAUGGGGAGAAGGCUCUGUAUGAUGCCAGGAGGUCAGGCUAGAUGACUUAACAGGUACUCUUGACUUCACUUGCCUGUGGAUCAUGUAAAGUUAAAUUUCUUGAAGUAAUCAAGCCCUUCUGUGUUAUCUUGCCUGAAAUUCAAAAGCCAGAAAGGAAGAUUCAAUUUAAAGAAAAAGUGCUAUGGACAGCUAUCACACUUUUCAUCUUCUUAGUGUGCUGCCAGAUUCCCCUGUUUGGUAUCAUGUCAUCAGACUCAGCAGAUCCUUUCUACUGGAUGAGAGUGAUUCUGGCUUCAAAUAGAGGAACAUUGAUGGAGCUGGGUAUUUCACCCAUUGUCACUUCUGGGCUCAUCAUGCAGCUCUUGGCUGGUGCCAAGAUAAUUGAGGUUGGGGACACUCCAAAAGACAGAGCUCUCUUCAAUGGGGCGCAGAAAUUGUUUGGCAUGAUUAUUACAAUUGGUCAGUCUAUCGUCUAUGUAAUGACGGGAAUGUACGGAGACCCAUCUGAGAUGGGUGCUGGUAUCUGUUUGCUUAUCACAAUUCAGCUUUUUGUAGCUGGACUGAUAGUUCUACUAUUGGAUGAGCUUCUACAGAAAGGGUAUGGUCUUGGUUCUGGCAUCUCCCUCUUCAUUGCUACCAACAUCUGUGAGACUAUUGUAUGGAAGGCAUUCAGCCCCACCACUGUGAACACAGGCCGAGGAAUGGAGUUUGAAGGAGCCAUUAUUGCUCUGUUCCAUCUGCUGGCUACUCGUACAGACAAAGUCAGAGCUCUCCGAGAGGCCUUCUACCGCCAGAACCUUCCUAACCUCAUGAACCUGAUUGCCACCAUUUUUGUCUUUGCUGUUGUCAUAUACUUCCAGGGCUUCAGAGUGGACCUCCCCAUCAAAUCUGCCCGCUACCGUGGCCAGUACAACACUUACCCGAUCAAGCUGUUCUAUACUUCCAAUAUACCCAUCAUUCUUCAGUCUGCCUUGGUAUCUAAUCUGUAUGUGAUCUCCCAGAUGUUGUCUGCUCGCUUCAGUGGCAACUUGUUGGUUAGCCUGCUGGGCACCUGGUCUGAUACUUCAUCUGGAGGCCCUGCUCGCUCUUAUCCAGUUGGUGGACUUUGCUAUUAUCUGUCACCCCCUGAGUCCUUUGGUUCGGUGUUAGAAGACCCUGUCCAUGCAGUAGUUUAUAUUGUGUUUAUGUUGGGCUCCUGUGCUUUCUUCUCCAAGACAUGGAUUGAAGUUUCUGGCUCCUCUGCCAAAGAUGUUGCCAAACAACUAAAAGAGCAACAGAUGGUAAUGAGGGGCCACAGAGAAACCUCCAUGGUCCACGAACUAAACAGGUACAUUCCCACAGCUGCUGCAUUUGGUGGUCUCUGCAUUGGUGCUCUCUCUGUCCUGGCAGACUUCCUUGGGGCAAUUGGGUCUGGAACUGGAAUCUUGCUAGCUGUUACUAUCAUUUACCAGUACUUUGAAAUUUUUGUAAAGGAACAGAGUGAAGUUGGGAGCAUGGGAGCUCUUCUUUUCUAAACCCAGCUUCUCAUGGACCUAGGAAAGGGGAAGGCGUAUUCUUGAAUCAUCCAGUCAGGUGAAAAGAAAUAAAACAAACUCGGGCACAUCAUGCUAUAGGAACAUGUAUUUUAAUAAUGUUUCCAAAGUGCAUUUCCUUGUGUUCACUUUUUAGCAUAUUGUUUGUGUUUUAUAAAUGUUGGAAAAUGUGCAACAACACUUUUAAAGAAAAUGGAUUAUUUUUAAUAAUUAGGAAAACCAACUUCCUGAAUUGGAUUUAGUUUGACAGUUCUUUAAUUUUUCAUCCCCUUGCAGGAAUGAUAGAUCUGAAGCCUUUAUAGGUGUCAA
Molecule: messenger RNA, 2035 nt
Organism: Mauremys reevesii (Reeves's turtle)
Lineage: Eukaryota; Metazoa; Chordata; Testudines; Geoemydidae
Gene: SEC61A1
Product: SEC61 translocon subunit alpha 1
Exons: 13
Coding region: 437-1708 (423 amino acids)
Biological process (GO): post-translational protein targeting to membrane, translocation; SRP-dependent cotranslational protein targeting to membrane, translocation
Cellular component (GO): Sec61 translocon complex; membrane
Molecular function (GO): signal sequence receptor activity; transmembrane protein transporter activity; ribosome binding
Source: RefSeq, a predicted model, not a curated record